GGAUGCAGAAUCAUAUUUAGAUGGGGGCACAACAUUUUAUUUCAUUACGUUUCAUUGUAGGAUUAUAAAAAAUUUCUUAAAUUAAAAGUAAUUAUACUUUAAUAAGAUAGAUACUAGUAGUAAUAGUAUAUACUGAUGGCGACAUAGGCGAUGAUCUAGGGUUUCGAUGCUUUCUCAAAAAUGGGAUCCUGGAAUUGGAUACGAGUUACAUAAUGGAGCAGAAGAUCAGCAAAGGAAGGAUUUGGGGGGUUCUGAAUUGAGAUCUUCAGAUCUCAGGCGAUUUGAACGGGUUUUCGAAAGAUGGAAUUGGGGAUUUUUGCGGAUGUUGCGGGUAUUUAACUGGAGCAUGAUUUCGAUUGUCAUCAAAACGGAAUUAUGGAGAUUUACAGAGCCAACUUCUCGGCAAUGGUGGUGACAUGAAGGAAGGAGAAACGGCUCGGAAAAGAAUGAAGAUCUCGGUGCCUCACUUUGAUAACUCGGCACUAAUCAAGACUUACUCUAAGUCCUUGAUUGGACGAUGCAUGAAUCCACCAGAGCAGGAAAUGAAGGCGCUCAUCCAGAACGUACCGAAGAUUUGGAAGCUGGAGGAAAGGGUUGUUGGAACGGACUUGGGUUUUGGCAAGUUUCGGUUCGACUUUGAAACAGAGGAGGAGAUAGAUACGGUACUGAAGCUGCAACCAUAUCAUUUUGAUUACUGGAUGUUGGCGUUAGCACGAUGGCAACCGAAGAAGUCGCAGCUCUUCCCAUCAGAGAUAACGUUCUGGAUUAGGGUGAUAGGUGUUCCGAUGGAGUUCAGAACGGUGCCUACCUUUGAGAGCCUCGGUGAUGCACUUGGACGAACAGUAGCAGUAGAUGUAGAGCACUGCAGAGUGCAGGUGGUGGUGGACGCGUUUCAGGAGCUUUGCUUUGAAACAACUUUGGACUUCAAGGGUGGAGAAUUUUACGAGGGGGAGGAAGCAGCAAUAUCAUUGAGGUAUGAGAAGCUCUUUGGAUACUGCCCACUUUGUUCUAGCUUGUGCCAUAAGGAGGAGAAAUGCCCUCUUGCUAAGAAGGCGUCGCCUGAGAAGAAAAGAGAGGGUCGAGAAGGAAAUGGAGGAUGGUAUGAUGGUGGGAAACACGAUGAUCGAGCUCGGAGCUAUAAGGGAGUGGUCAUAAAUGGAAAUCAGAAUCAACAACACAAGGAAAGAGACGGUAGGGACUACUAUGGGAAGGGUAAAGGCAAGAUGGUGGAAGAGGCUGACUCAAAAUGGGUGAAAGUGGCUGAUAGAGGCAAUAAGGGGUCUUUUACUAAUCACAGGAGCUUUAGGGGUGAGGGAGAUGGUUCUCGACAUAGAUCUUCCCGAAGAGAAGAACCCCGGGCUGAGGGUCAGGGGCAGGGAGGAAGUAAUAGAUCCUCCUCAGGUCAGUCAGGAGCUCCAAAAGAAGUAGUUCAAGAGGAGGGAGAAAUAAAAAAUCCUAACGAGUCUGAGAAAAUUCUCCCCUCUCAGGAUUUUCAAGAAGAGCUGGCCAAGACUCAAGCUGUAGGAUCUGAGGUAAUUUCGGACCCUAUGGAUGCAGAGGAAGGGCUUCAGAUGAUCAAAAGCCUGAUAGUGGAACCGUCAACUUUGGAGGAUGAUAAAGUACUGGACAUGGACGAGUGUAGAGCUAUCUGUCUUGAGCAUGUGAUAGAUAUGGAUGCAGCAGACGAUCUACCAGAUUGCUCGGAUGGGGAAUUUGAGGAAAUGCUAAAGGAACAAGAUGAUGAAGAAGUUAUUCCAGCAGAUUUAGAAAAUGAAAAUAUGGAGGUGGAGAAAGCACAGGUUAAAGGAGAUGUGGCGAAGAAGCAAGGAACUCGCAAGAGGCUUUUUAAGCCUAGCACCGCGGGGAGUACGAAGAUGAGGAUAGCUUCUGCGCUUGUGUCUCCGCGAAAACGAGCUCCGACAAAGGUAGGUACACAUCAUGAAGAUCACAGCAAGCACCAGGAGAUUAAGGGCACUUCAAACCCGAAGACUGGAAUGAAAAAUCCAUAAUUUAUGAAUCAAAUGUCUCUCGUAUUGGGUUUAAGUAACGGGGUUUUCAGUUAUGGUUUUAAGCUUUUAGUUUUCCAAAUAAGCUCUUGGAGCAUGUAUUUGUUAUCUGGUAUUAUGGGUUUUAUAGAGUCGGGCUGUUGGUGUUGUCUUUGGUUGUCGGUUGUGUUUUCACGCUUGUUUGAUCAUUGGAAUAAUACUGAUGUUCACAGUUAUUGGUACUCGGGUCUAUUAGAGAUAAUUAUCACAGUUGAGUCAUAUGUUUGGUUUGCUUUUGUUUUGGUCUACGGGUUACCUAGGUCUAGGACAAGGAUACUUUGCAAAGUUGGACUGGAAAAUGAUCGGGAACAAUGGAUUUGGUGGCGGGCUAUAACAUUUUUGCAGUGCUAUCCUACUUGUAUCUAUUUUUGUUUCAGGUCGCAAUCUCUCCCAAAGGAAGAAUGGGAUAGAGUUGCAAUAAUUAUGGUCCGGAGAUUGAGAUUACAAUGGAAAUUCAUGGUGAUUCAUCGGGACAAAGGUCUACUGGCUUUUGCACUACAGGGUUUGAGCUUAAGGGGAGAAGCGACAUGGAGUAGAUACAAACUAAGGCCGCUAGGCCUUGUUUUUCAACAAGUGUGGUGGUGGGAGAUAUGGUGGGCUAUUAGAAUUGAGUACCUAGUGGUUAUUAUGAAAGUAUGGUCUUAUCUUUGUCAUUAUGGUUUAUAUAGUUAUAAUUUUAUAUGGUGGAAAGAUGGAAUGGAAGGGCUGAUCUUGGCUUGGCGUAAAUUGAUAUCGAUUGAAUUUUUUCGAUGGCAAACUUUAGCUCAGAUUAAAUUAAGAGGGUUAUGGAUUUGUGGUUACUUGCAGAGUAAGGCAAUGAAUAUUAAUGGUUCUAGACGUGGAAAGGUGUGGAAACCGUUGGUGAUCUCAAUAAGGAGGUGGCUGUUUUUUUUAUAUUGUCAACCCCGGGUUUGGUUUGAAUGGAACGUAUACGCAAUUCGGAAUAUGUAUAGACGUUUCUUUUUUGGGCCUAGUGAGUUGUAUCGAUUUGUCAAUGCAAGUAGGCCGUUAAUAUCCUCAAAACGAAUAGGUAUUUCAAGUGUAAAAAAUUGGUAUU
Brassica napus (rape) is the source of this 3102-nucleotide messenger RNA. RefSeq lists its product as uncharacterized. The record is from RefSeq and is a predicted model, not a curated record. Bases 417 to 2009 code for a protein of 530 amino acids. Lineage: Eukaryota; Viridiplantae; Streptophyta; Magnoliopsida; Brassicales; Brassicaceae. The transcript has 2 exons.